Angiostrongylus costaricensis is the source of this 1759-nucleotide messenger RNA. Lineage: Eukaryota; Metazoa; Nematoda; Chromadorea; Rhabditida; Metastrongylidae. The record is from the annotation of a GenBank genome assembly.
AAGAAAUAUAUGCAGAGGUUCUCCUUCUGUUCCGGAAGAUUCGCUUUACCCGAUCGCCGUCCUCAUCGAUGAACUACGGAAUGAGGACGUACACUUACGACUGAACAGCAUUCGUAGGCUUUCAACUAUUGCACUUGCUCUUGGCGUUGAACGCACUCGUAACGAGCUCAUUCAAUUUCUAACAGAUACAAUUUAUGACGAAGAUGAAGUUUUACUAAUACUUGCAGAUCAACUGGGAAAUUUCACGCCCUUGGUUGGCGGUCCAGAUUAUGUUCACUGUCUUUUACCACCCCUUGAAAAUUUGGCAACUGUCGAGGAAACCGUCGUCAGGGACAAAGCAGUCGAGAGUCUACGAAAGAUUGCUGAUAAGCAUAGCAGUAGUGCUCUAGAAGAAUACUUUAUUCCAAUGUUGAAGCGCUUGGCGACAGGCGACUGGUUUACCUCGCGUACAUCGGCUUGUGGAUUGUUCAGUGUUGCGUAUCCACGAGUUAGUCCUGCAAUCAAAGCGGAACUGAGGAACUUAUUCCGGCAAAUGUGUCGUGAUGACACUCCAAUGGUUCGUCGUGCUGCUGCAUCAAAGCUUGGGGACUUUGCGAAGGUGUUCGAACGUGACUACCUCGUUGAGGAACUUCACUCAAUGUUUUCUGAUUUAGCUGCGGAUGAACAGGAUUCGGUGCGUUUGUUGGCUGUUGAAGGAUGUAUAGCGAUGGCAGGUUUGUUACCUGAAGAUAGUCGACGUGAAUAUGUUCGACCAGUACUCGUUGGACUCAUGGAUGACAAAAGUUGGCGUGUACGAUUUAUGGUUGCAGAAAAGCUGACUGAGAUACAAGAAGCUGUUGGCGAGGAAAUGGCUCUGUCUGACCUUGUUCCAGCUUUCACUAACCUCCUCAAAGAUGCGGAGGGCGAAGUUCGUGGUGCUGCUGCACAGAAGCUAAACAGUUGUUUUAGCGUUUUGUGCAAACCUGAAGAAAAGCGAGAGAGAGUCUGCCAUUCUGAACAACAUUCUCAUGUAAAAACUGAACUUGCCGGAGUUAUUAUGGGUUUGGCGCCGCUUGUUGGAAAAGAAAAUACCAUAUCACAGCUCCUACCAAUUUACAUGCAGCUGCUAAAGGACAGUACUGCCGAAGUCCGUCUGAACAUCAUUAGCAGUCUGGAUAAAGUGAAUGAUGUUAUUGGGGCAUCUCAGCUUUCGCAGUCGCUUCUCCCAGCGAUCGUCGAACUGGCCGAAGACGGUAAAUGGCGUGUUCGACUCGCCAUAGUGCAGUUCAUGCCGUUACUCGCUGCACAACUCGGACAAGCGUUCUUCGAUGAGAAAAUGCUCCCGCUUUGUCUUAACUGGCUGUGUGAUCAUGUCUACGCCAUACGUGAGGCUGCUACGUCAAUUCUGACAGAACUUGCUGGUAAAUUUGGUGGUGAGUGGGCAACGAAGAAUAUUAUGCCGAAGGUUUUAGCCUUGUCCAAGGACCUAAACUAUCUUCAUCGCAUGACUUGCUUGUUUUGUCUCAAUUCGCUAGCGGAAGCUGUUGGGCCGGAGCAAACUAUGAAAGAGAUUAUGCCGAUAAUUAACGAACUCAGCGAGGAUAACGUACCAAAUGUGCGCUUCAAUGUUGCUAAGGGCUUAAUGAAGAUUGGAAAGGUGGUGGACACAAGUACUCUUCAAAAUGAAGUGAAACCAAUCUUGAUGAAUCUUUCGAACGAUCCGGACUUUGACGUGCGAUUUUUUGCAGAGGAGGCAAAAACGAGCUUGAGCUUGCAUUAG